CCUUGGCUCCCGGAAUGCCACCGUACUCAAUGGCAUGCGCAUGGCGAGCGAUCCGAAGAUCUGGUACACGGGAGUGUUGUCACCAUUGGACAGACUAAGCUCUUGUGUCAUGUGCACGAGGGAAACAGCACGUGCGGACUAUGCGAGCCGGGUCUUUUGAUAGAGACGCAAGCGCCAGUGGCAGCAACAGCGUUGUCAUCAACUGCGACGGUAUUGUCUCACAAGGAGCAGCUGAAGAAGCUGCAAAAGAAGUACGGUCUGGAAAAUGAGAAAUUUGUUGAAGCUAGUGGCAAUGGACAGCAGAAACCAAACUACAAUGAUCGUGCGGCAACGCGGCGCGUCAACGUGGGAAGCAGUACGGACAAGGAGAAGACAGAGGUGGCGUGUGUGCAUACGGAGAUUGCCAGCUCAAACAAAGGGUUCAAGAUGUUGAGCAAGCUUGGGUGGCAGAAGGGCAAUACCCUGGGAAAGACCAACGCCAGUGCAGGCUUACUGACACCGAUUAAUGUGGUGGCCAACGAGGGAACCAGCGGCUUAGGGAGGGGUGAAACUAUCAGCGCUUCCAGGCCCGUGGAAAAACGGAAGAUGGCCAAUUUAAAGAUUACCCAGGCUCGCUAUCAGCGGGCCAACGACAUAUUCGAACUGUCCGGCGAGAGCGAUUGAAAGGCCUUUACUUUUAAGAUGGAAACACAUUUAAUUAACAAUUGCUCAAACAUAUGCAUAGGUAUGUGUGGAUUAUGUGUGCAUAUACUUAUUGAUUUACAUUUAUGUAUGUAUUUAUGUAUAUGUGUAUAGUAUUAAUUAAAAAUCUUUCUAUACGGUUAAGCUAUCAGUCAAUUAAUUAAAUUAGCUUCGAUUUUAAAAAAAAGUAGAAAAUGGUAAUGUUAAAUAAAUAUGACGUCGGUCGGCUACGCGUGUGGCUAAACUAAAUGCGAGUGAAUUGCGCACGAAAA
Molecule: messenger RNA, 953 nt
Organism: Drosophila miranda
Lineage: Eukaryota; Metazoa; Arthropoda; Insecta; Diptera; Drosophilidae
Product: angiogenic factor with G patch and FHA domains 1-like
Exons: 4
Molecular function (GO): nucleic acid binding
Source: RefSeq, a predicted model, not a curated record